AUGGGCGCCAGGACCGGAAAAUCGGCUCCAGGAGCCCCCAGCAGGGUGGUAGAGACGGCAGACAGAGUGUGCAAGUUCCCAGGGAGGAGGCUAAGCUGGUGGCAGGCCCAAGAGGACUGUGAGCAGCGGUUUGGCCACCUGGUGCUGGGACCCCCAGAUAAGGUCCUCGCUCCGCAGCUGCGGGACCCAGUCUGGGUGGGCCAGAGCGAGGCUCUUCUGCGAAAGCCUCCGCUAAGGCGCACACACAGCACGGCCGCGCUAGUUUUCCGCGAGAGGACCGCGGACCGGGCGGCGCGGCUGCGGGCGCCCCUGCCUGCGCUGAGGGCGCUGACGGCGUGCGCCCACGUGCAGUGGAACGCCGCCUCGCCCCACACUGCCGCGCUCUUCUCGCUGGCGGUGCCAGCGCUGCCCAACGCGCUGCAGCUGCGCGCCUUCGCCGAGCCCGGCGGCGCGGUGCACGCUGCUCUGGUAGUGCGCGGGCAUCACGCGCCCUUCCUCGCCGUCUUCCGCGCCGACGGCCGCUGGCACCAUGUGUGCGCCACAUGGGAGCAGCACGGUGGGCGCUGGGCACUGUUCGCAGACGGGCGGCGGCGCGCCGAGGCGCGGGGGCUGGGCGCGGGCUACCCGGUGCCGCCCGGCGGCGUUCUCGUGCUGGGCCAGGACCAGGACUCUCUGGGCGGUGGCUUCUCGGUUCGUGACGCCUUCAGCGGCAACCUCACCGACUUUCACCUAUGGGCGCGGGCACUGAGUCCUGCGCAGGUGCGCCGGGCACGGGCCUGCUCGCCGGCCCCCGGCGGCCUGCUCUUCCGCUGGGACGCCGACGCCCUGGACGUCUCGCCCUCGCUGUCGCCCACUGUGCUGGUGCGCUUUCUCUGUCCGGUGCCCACGGAGGAGUGCCCCACGUGGGGACCAGGAGCCGGCACUGAGGGCUUGGAGCCCUGCCUGCAGGUGCGGCCCUUUCUCUGCUGCUACAGAACAGAGACCUAUCAGCAGUUGCUGGAUGUCCAGCUGUGGCCCGGCCAGGAUGUUAUUAGCCGAGUCAAUGCCUUGGCCAAUGCCACUGUGCUACUCCCUGACCCCCUCUCUGAAGCCCAUGGGACCCUGUCACUGGUUGAGGCCUCCAGCUUCCUGGGCAUCCUGGAGAGAGUCCUGGCAAAGGACACAGCUUCGUUGGGACCAGCUGCACUUCUGGCUGUCAUGCACUUCUUAAAGAGGGUGAUGGCUCUCGAGGCUGGGGAACCCGAGCCCCUGACGGGGCCCUGGUUGCAGCUGGGCCAGGGUGUAAUGUCUGUGGCCAGCCUAGUCCUGGAGGAGCAGUUGGCUGGCACCUGGCUGGCAGUCAGUGAGGUGGUUGGUGGACCCAUGGCCCUGGUGGCAAGUGUGCAGCGUCUGGCACCCCUGCUGAGCUCCGCACUGACCUCUGAGCGGCCCCGAAUGCACAUCCAGCACCGCCGAGCUGGCCUGGAGGUGCGGAGCCUGCACUUGAGGGAGGCCAGCGUGGGAGGCUACACGUUCAUGUUGCCUGGCGGGUGGCCGGAAGGGCCCGGCCACAUCCACCUGCCUGCGGGAGAAGUGAGGCGGCUCCUUGGGAAGGGCCUCUCUGGAGUCACCCUGAGCCACAGCUGGUUCACCUCGAGUGUCUUCCAGCACACUCUGCAGGGCCCUGACCCGGAGCCCCAGGCCCCUGACAGCUUGGACGAGGUGGGCAGGAUGCAGAGGUGCCUAAGCACCCAGGUGGGGUCGGCCAUCGUCUCCUCUGAAGUGUGGGACACUGCUGGGGAGCUUAACACGGCCGUGAACUUUCACCUGAAACACUGGACCCAGGACUUCCAUCAGAAGCUGGUGGAGCCUGUCUGUGCUUUCUGGAACUUCAGCAUCAGCCCAGACACAGGGGGCUCCUGGGCCACCACCGGCUGCUCCGUGGUCACCUUGUACCAGGACUCCACUGCCUGCUUCUGCAAUCACAGCACCAACUUUGCCGUCCUGUUACAGGUGUACGACGUCCAGAGAGAUUCCGUGGAGGAGUCACUGCUGAGGACCCUCUCCUUUGUGGGCUGUGGCGUGUCCUUCUGCGCCCUUACCACCACCUUCGUGCUCUUUCUGGUGGUUGGGGUCCCCAAGUCGGAACGAGCCAUGGUCCACAAGCACCUCACCUUCUCCCUGGCCUCCGCCGAGGGCUUCCUCAUGGCCAGCGAGUGGGCAAAGGCCAACAAGGUGGCGUGUGUGGCCGUCACAGCUGCAAUGCACCUCCUCUUUUUGGUUGCGUUCUCGUGGAUGCUAGUGGAAGGGCUGCUGCUGUGGAGCAAGGUGGUGGCCGUGAGCAUGCACCCAGGCCCAAGGACAAGGCUCUACUAUGCCACAGGCUGGGGUGUGCCUGUGGUCAUUGUGGCUGUCACCCUGGCCAUGUCCCCCCAUGAUUAUGUGGCCUCCGGGCAUUGCUGGCUCAACGUGCACACAGACGCCAUCUGGGCCUUUGUGGGGCCUGUGCUCUUCGUGCUGACUGCCAACACCUGCAUCCUGGUGCGUGUGGUGAUGGUCACCGUGUCCAGUGCCCGCCGCCGUGCCCGCAUGCUGAGCCCGCAGCCCGGCCUGCAGCAGCAGAUCAGGAUCCAGAUAUGGGCCACCGUGAAACCGGUGCUGGUGCUGCUGCCUGUCCUGGGCCUGACCUGGCUGGCAGGUGUCCUGGUGCACCUGAGCCCAGCCUGGACCUAUGUCGCCGUGGGCCUCAACUCCUUCCAGGGGCCGUACAUCUUCUUGGUCUACGCCGCCUGCAACGGGGAGGUCCGGAGCGCCCUGCAGAGGAUGACGGAGAAGGCGCCCGCCGAGUGGGGCCCGGGAGCAGGAAGGGCGAGAGGCCCAGGCCCUAGCGUCCCCUCUCAGCCCCGCCCCAUCCCGCGGCCCCCGGGUCCCUGGGAGGCGGCCCAGGACAGCCCCUCCGCCGUAGCCCCACCCGGAAGGCACGUGGCUCUGAGAGGGACCCGUGGCCCCAUAAUCUGCACCACCUUCUCCUCCAUUGCAGAUCCUGAGAGACUGACUGUGGAGCUGACAGCUUUCAAGAUUUCAGGCGCAGCGUGUCUGCACGAACAAGAGAGCUGCAGCAGAGCCUCUGCGCUCGAGUGACAAGUCCUUUGUCUCCACUGAAUGGCUCCCCCUAGGACCUCAGUCCCGGCCAGAUGAGAGGCCCAGCAGCGCCCCUGACUGAGCUGCAGAGCCGUGACACCCCCUCUCUCCACCAGCCUCAGUCUCUUCUUCCUUCAAAUGUCAGCUGCACCCCAACCCUGGCACGCACACCAGCACCCACAGCUGUCCCCCUGUCCUGCUUGUCUGUGCUUUGCCCCUCCCCCCUCCUCUCCCCUUUUCCCACCUGCCCCUGAAGUUCUGUCCUGCC
Molecule: messenger RNA, 3388 nt
Organism: Choloepus didactylus (southern two-toed sloth)
Lineage: Eukaryota; Metazoa; Chordata; Mammalia; Pilosa; Megalonychidae
Gene: ADGRD2
Product: adhesion G protein-coupled receptor D2
Exons: 24
Coding region: 1-3120 (1039 amino acids)
Biological process (GO): cell surface receptor signaling pathway; adenylate cyclase-activating G protein-coupled receptor signaling pathway
Cellular component (GO): membrane
Molecular function (GO): G protein-coupled receptor activity
Source: RefSeq, a predicted model, not a curated record